AUGGGCUACUGGAACGCUCCGGAGGGCACUGCGUGUGUGGAGAAGACAUGGAUCACCACCAAACUGGGCACGGCGAUAGGCCUGGUGGGGUCGGCGUAUCACAUCGUGGCCUUCCAACCUGAAACCACCAUGGCCGCUCUGCAGAGGGCCACCACCGCCACCGUCACCAUGGCGUCCCUGGGGGCCAUAUUUGGGAUGGCCACGUGUCUGAGCGCUCAGGCUCGCGGCGAAGCAGACGACCCUCUCAACUACUUCAUCGGGGGCUGUGCCUCAGGAGCCUUUCUGGGGGCCCGCAGUUUCAGAGUGCAGACAUAA
Messenger RNA from Knipowitschia caucasica, 315 nucleotides. NCBI's taxonomy places the organism in Eukaryota, Metazoa, Chordata, Actinopteri, Gobiiformes, Gobiidae. The record is from the annotation of a GenBank genome assembly.